CUUCUUCUUCAAUCAACCGCGGUCGACAACUACAGACAGAGACAUGGAGCGUGCGGCGGCGGCGGAGACGGCGCUGCUGCGCGAGAAAGCGAGUCUGCUGCGGGAGUCGAUGCGUAGGAGCGAGGCGGUGCGCGAGGGGUCGGCCGCGGCGGUCGACUCCAUCGGCCGCCGCAUGGCCGCCGUCGACGAGGCCGUGCGCCCCGCCCAGGCGAGGACGUGGAGCGCGUACAGUGCCCACGACAACGUCGCCAGGAGCCUCCGCGCCGUGGAGGCCGUCGUGCGGCACCUCGACGCCGUGCGCGAGGCAGAGUCAGUGAUAUUGGAAAGUGCGAGCAAGGGUCUUACUGGCUAUCUCGACACGGUUGAUAAAUUAAAAAGUGCUGAGGACUUCUUCACUUCAAAUAGAAUCGGUAAAGCCGGUGACGACGCGCUCAAACGUGUCGAUGAAUUGCUUCACAAGGCAGCUGCUGAGUUGGAGAAUGAAUUCAGUAGGGUGCUAUCAGAAUGCAGCAAACCGGUAGAGCUUGAGCAACUUCUCAAAUGUCUUCCAAGCCGUUCAUCAGCGAAAGAUUCUGCUGAAAGUCAGCCAAAUCCGGGUGCCGUGCUCUCUCUUCCUACGCUCAUUGAGCCACGCUACGUGCCUCGGCUCUCAAAGUUAGCUCAGAAAUCACUCCAACUUGGUUGCCAUAAACAGUUUGUGAAAAUAUACAGGUGCAAGCUUCUACAAGUUUCAAAUUGCCUGACAUACUUGCAGUGCAGUGUUACCAUUAUAUUUCAUGAUUUGCUUGCCCAUGACAUUUUCCUUCAUUCUUCCAGAGAUACUCGCAGUUCAACUUUGGAACUGACCCUUAAGCAGUUGGGAGUUGAAUAUGUUACGGCAGAAGAAGUACAGACUGCGCAGGCUGAGAGCCGGAACGCUAAAAUUACUCACUGGAUCCGAUGUUUGCAGAUUGCGGUAAAAUUGCUUUUUCCUAGUGAACGCGCACUGUGUGAUCAAAUUUUUGAAGGGAAGCAUGCAUGGAAAGACCAUUGCUUUGCUGCAGCAACAUCCAAAAGCCUCUUGAAUCUACUCAGCUUCGGACAAGCUAUUUCUAAAUCUAAGACAUCACCAGACAAAGUAUUUUUGCUGCUAGAUAUGUUUGACCGAACAUUGGAACUUCAAUCUGAGGUUGAGGCAGUCUUUGCAGGAGAUGAAUGCGCUGAAAACCGGAAAUCUGCAAGUACUUUGGUCAAAUGUUUAGCACAAGCAGCAAAAAAGACUCUCAUUGACUUCAAAGACAGCAUUGUGAAGGAGUCGCCUAAGAAUACGAGUACUGAUGGAGAUGUGCAUCCUCUUACCAGCUAUGUUGGAAACUAUAUCAAAUAUCUUAUGGACUAUCUGUCAUCACUAAAGCUGAUCUUUCAAGAAUCCAGCAAUGGAGACGGAACAAAGUCUGGUCUGGUCUCUGAAAUCUCUGGCAUUAUACAUGCCGUAGAGACCAACCUAGAUGUAAAAGCAAAGCAAUGCAAGGAUCAUGCCCUGGGAAUUCUGUUCUUAAUGAAUAACAUCAACUAUAUCGUCAGAUCUAUCCGCAGUUCAGAAGCCAAGGAUUUAGUUGGUGAUGAUUGGAUUCAAAGACGCCGAAGGACUGUGCAGCAACAUGCUACUCAGUACAAAAGAGUUGCUUGGGGAAAGGUAUUGGAUUGUCUCUCAGCUCAAGGUUUAACUUCAUCAGUAGGUUCUGCUACAGAAGGUAUUGCAGGAAGUGUUGGAAGUAUCGGAUCUCACAGCAGUACAACUUCCACAUCUGUGAUCAAGGCGAGAUUCAAGUCUUUCAACAAGCAAUUUGAAGAGGUUUGUCAGACUCAGAUGAACUGGGCUAUUCCCGAUAACGAGUUACGCGAUAAUCUUAUCCUUGCGGUUGCUGAAAUUCUGUUACCUGCUUAUAGAUCUUUCCUGAAACGCUUUGGGCCUCUUGUCGAGAACAGCCAUCAUGCUUCGAAAUAUAUGAAGUACACUCCAGAAGCACUUGAACAAACACUUGGUAAUCUAUUUGCAAAGAAGAUACCGGUGAACUGGGACACUGAUUGCACCAAGCAUUCUAAUUAAUGGAAGGUUCAAACUCUGUGGAUCUCAUAAUAGGAACUAGGGGGAUAUAUUGCCGUGGCCUCGGUUGGUCAGGGAGUCAUUUUCUAUGCUGUUGAGUUGAGCAGGUCAUCAACCUAUCGGAGCCAACCAAAUCUCAAUCCAGCAUUAUCGUAAGGCUUCCUGUGCUCCAGCAUGCGUGCUGCAGGGAGCGUCACAUAUAAUCUGCACUUAAUUCUGGAUCUAGACGUUGACAGCAGAGCUAUGAAAAUCAGUGUGUGGGUCUAGCAACGCAUGAUGUUUUUGGUUGUACUCAGAGAGUAGAUAUCAGAUAGGGAUUUGCUGGAAAAAAGGCGAUAGAUAUCUUUCUGGUCGUUUCGUGGUAAUAUCGUCACAGCUAAUGGACUAGGUCAUAGAGCUAUCAUGGGAACAUAGUUUUUUUUUUUUGUUUUCUUGCAAUGGUAGAACUUAUUCUUAUUCUUUGGGAGAAUAUUGUCUCUUCCUGUUUAAUAAACUUGGUUUCGGUGGUA
Messenger RNA from Triticum dicoccoides, 2595 nucleotides. RefSeq names its product exocyst complex component EXO70A1-like. Gene Ontology annotation, molecular function: phosphatidylinositol-4,5-bisphosphate binding. Gene Ontology annotation, biological process: exocytosis. The record is from RefSeq and is a predicted model, not a curated record. The transcript has 12 exons. Bases 44 to 2089 code for a protein of 681 amino acids. NCBI's taxonomy places the organism in Eukaryota, Viridiplantae, Streptophyta, Magnoliopsida, Poales, Poaceae. Gene Ontology annotation, cellular component: exocyst.